AUGGGUCGUGGUAAGCAAGAGAUGAGGAGAAUAGAAGAUAAAGCAACUCGGCAGGUUUCAUUUUCAAGGCGGAAGAAGGGACUCAUUAAGAAGGCGUACGAGCUUUCUGUACUCUGUGAUAUUGAUAUUGCACUGAUCAUGUUCCCUCCCUCAGGCCGUCUCACUCAAUUUUCGGGCAAAAAAAGGAUGGAGGAAGUUUUCACUCGUUACAUGCAUCUCACAGACGAAGAAAGAGAAGAGUAUGCUCUUGAAUUACUUGUCCAGGUCAUUCAGAACACAGAGGUACUCCAGCGGGAAGUCGAUAGGUUGCAGCAACAACUACAGACUGCUGAGGAACAGUUGAGGGAAUUUGAACCUCAGUCUCUGGAUUUCAAGGCGAUGGGGGAGCUUGAAUCAAUGGUGGAACGUCUGGUCCACACCUUGGAGCAUGUUUUACAGAGAAAGUCGUCCUCUAAGCGGUUAGGCUCUUACUAUGCCUUGUGCCCUUGA
Molecule: messenger RNA, 489 nt
Organism: Vitis vinifera (wine grape)
Lineage: Eukaryota; Viridiplantae; Streptophyta; Magnoliopsida; Vitales; Vitaceae
Product: agamous-like MADS-box protein AGL104
Exons: 6
Coding region: 1-489 (162 amino acids)
Biological process (GO): regulation of transcription by RNA polymerase II
Molecular function (GO): protein dimerization activity; DNA-binding transcription factor activity, RNA polymerase II-specific; RNA polymerase II cis-regulatory region sequence-specific DNA binding
Source: RefSeq, a predicted model, not a curated record